GGACGCAGCGAUGCUGCCCUUAGAACCACCGCAGCCGGGCGCAGCGUCUUUCCUUGUGCCUCUGAGGUUGGCACGGAGAUGGAAACUGGAAGAGCUCCUAAGAGCAGAUUCCUAAAAGCGCGCAAUGAAGGCGUACAGGGAAGCCAGCAGUGCCAGACCUCAGCGAGUGCUCCGCAGGCAGCCAGCAGACACGUAGCAAAGAGCACCCCGGGUAGCACUUCCCACACGCGGUUGAGCUCAGCUCUGAGGAAAGUGGCACAACUAGAAAGCAAAAUCAUGAAUCGAAAAAAGCAGAUGGAGCUGCAAAACACUGGCUUGGGCCAGAAGCCUUUGGAUGAAGAGUCCUUCUCAUCGGCUUCCAGUCACGAACACGGUGCAAGGGGCAAGAAAUACCUGAAGAAUUACGCUGCUGCCAGUGGAAACACGGCCCCCAGUAAUGCCCGAUCUGAGGAAGAGGAAAGCAUCCACAGCCCUAAAAAGAAUGUUAGGGUUAAACAACAGCGUGGUUUGGAUAGUGAGGAAGAGGAAAUGAGAGAAUUGGUGGAGAGCUCUUUGGAGUUUGCCAGUGAAAAUGAGAAUCGGAGGGUUGUUAGUAAGACUCCAGUUUCAUUGGGAAUGCCUCCUCCAGCUCAGAAGGAAAGUUCACUGACAGAGGUACCAAAAGCAUCUUGUUUUCGCAGCAGAGACUCAGAGAAAAAUGGUGUUGGCAGAGUUAAUUCACCACCAACUUCACCGGCCAGCAGAAACCUGUCAGUACAACGUAACGUGGGAUCUCAGUCGCUCUCUUCUUCCAUGAAAGACAAUACUGUAAAGAUUGCUCUGCCUAGCAGAGGCAAGGCCAAGCAAAGCCAAAUAUCACUUGAAAGUGACAGAAGUGAAAUCAAAUCGUUAGAUGAAUUGUUUACAAAAGCAGCUGAUGCAGAAGAUCCAGCUAGCAGCAGCUCGGACGAUUUCAGGCUGAAUAUCCUCAGCCUUGACGAUUUGGCACCAAAUAUCACCAGUGAGGCGACAGAAUUAAAGCAGAAAGGGACAGACAUCCAAAUUACUGCAGAAUCAAACAGAAAUCCAACAAAAGAUAUAUUCCUGGCAGAAAAAGACCAAACUGCUCGGAAAAUGACAACUGCAGUAACUGGCGUGAAUGAGGCUUCUGAGGGGGAUAUUGAAAAAACUGUGACUGAAGAUGAAAUCUCUGAGCAUUUAGUUGGAGCUUCUUCAGGUUUUUCUGGAGACAAACAGGAUUACCUUGAUGACAGAACUGUUAACUCAGAAUAUUCUGAAGACUUUGAAAAGUCUCCGUCUACAACAGACAGGGAAUCUGGAUGGAAGACAUCAGAGGAACAUUCUGAGAGCUGCACGCGUCCUGGCCGACAGCCGUCUGCGGCAGCACCACCGCUGCGUACCAGAGAGAGGCACGGCCACGUGCAGAGAGUAACCCUCAAAGAAACUGCGGUUCAGACAGUGGAUUCUCCAUGCACCUACUGCUGGUCAAUGGCAAAUGCCUCUGCGGUGCUUGACCCCCCCGUAGGGAACUGCUGCAUCGACCCAGCGCCUAUUGCCAGUCACGUCAUCGGCAGGGAUGCAGUAGAAGCACUGACAGCAUACAGCCCCUCAGUUCUUGUCCUAAACGCCCUGUUGAAACAGCACUUGAUGUUGACUCAGCAGUUUGUGGAGAACAUUCACCACCUUCACGUCUCCCUUGUGGAGUCACUAGAGAGCGAGAGGUUCCACUACCAUACCUUGGAAGAGGCUAAAGAGUACAUCAGGAAUCACAAAUCCCCGCCUCUAACAAUUGAGCAAGCACGUGAAGACGUUGAGAAAGCACAGGAGGAAAAACUGCUUUGA
This is a messenger RNA of Eurypyga helias (sunbittern), 1842 nucleotides long. RefSeq names its product chromosome unknown open reading frame, human C19orf44. NCBI's taxonomy places the organism in Eukaryota, Metazoa, Chordata, Aves, Eurypygiformes, Eurypygidae. The annotation marks the transcript as partial. The record is from RefSeq and is a predicted model, not a curated record. The transcript has 7 exons.